AUGACAGAGCCUGGCCUCAGAUUCUACACCGAUUACGAGCUAUAUAAAGAGAGUGAUAUUGCACCAUCUCCUGUAGAGCAUCCUGAUGUUACGCUGAUUUCAGCAUUACCUACUUCGACAUUUGGAGCGUACAUGGAAUCUUUUACUCCAAAUUUUCAAGAACCAUCCUGGGAAUCAAUAGACUACAGCCGAAAUUGUUUUUCAUUCACUGAUGUAGCUUCUUCAUUUGAUUCAGACGGUUCUUUCCUAUAUAUUCAAGACUCACCUCCAGAUGUUAUUACAAAGCCAACCGAUGGCAUUAAUACUCCUCAAAUUGAGCUCUUUUGGCAAAGAUAUAAUGAAUAUCCUCAAUACCUGAAAAAGAUCAAGAAACGCAAUCGCAGAAAGGCCAAGAAAGGCAAUAAGAACAAUUAA
Molecule: messenger RNA, 414 nt
Organism: Trichomonas vaginalis G3
Lineage: Eukaryota; Parabasalia; Trichomonadida; Trichomonadidae
Exons: 1
Coding region: 1-414 (137 amino acids)
Source: RefSeq, a predicted model, not a curated record